Molecule: messenger RNA, 1257 nt
Organism: Uranotaenia lowii
Lineage: Eukaryota; Metazoa; Arthropoda; Insecta; Diptera; Culicidae
Product: odorant receptor 67d-like
Exons: 4
Coding region: 1-1257 (418 amino acids)
Biological process (GO): sensory perception of smell; detection of chemical stimulus involved in sensory perception of smell
Cellular component (GO): plasma membrane
Molecular function (GO): odorant binding; olfactory receptor activity
Source: RefSeq, a predicted model, not a curated record
AUGCAGAACGAAACUUCAGUGGAACUGUUUCGAACUAACAUUGCGCUGAUACGUCGGAUGGCCCGUUUAGUUGGAGCUGAUGUCCUGCAAGAUAACUACCGUCCAAAUCUGCGUACCUAUAGGACCAUGCUGUUCAUAGCUCUGUACUUCGUUUUCCUCAUCUACACUUUAUGGUUUCAUACUUCCGGGUUCCUUCAAAUCCUGAAAACGUUGGCCCCAGUCGGGAUGGGCAUCCAAGGUUUGUACAAGCUGUACAACGUUUUGGCCAACCGUAAUUUCUUCAUCGAACGUGGAGUCUACUUGGAGCUAUUUCAUGAGGAAAACAAACACCACUCCAGGAGCCAGUUGCUUACGGAACGGAUGCGACAAACGUACACCUUGAACAAGUUGCUGCUGGUAGCGUACUUUAUGGCAGUAGCCGGCUACGGGAUGUACCCGUUUUAUUACUACAUUGUAUACCGGGAGAGAAUGCUAGCUAUCAAUGUCCUGGUCCCGGGAAUAGAUUCGGAGAGUGUGGUGGGUUUUUUCGCCACGGUUGUCUUUCAGUUUUCGCUUCUAACGACGGCACUCAUUGGGAUCGCUGCUGCCGAUUCGGCCCUGCUGUUCUACAUGGCGAAUUUGACGGUCUUGGUUGAGGUUUACAAGGGCAGCUUGCAGGAUAUGAAUGACCUUUUGGAAGCGUCCAAACCAGACCUGAAGGCGAUCCGAAAGAGGACCAAGGAAAUUUUCGCUGAACACUACGAAGUCAUAAGCUACCAGGUCGAGCUGGAGAAGGGCUAUUUCGGAUUAAACUUCAUCCAAAUAACAACUUCGGUUGCCUGUUUGGCUAUGAUUUUGUUUCUGUGCUACAUGGACAACUACAUACCGGGUUAUGGUUUCUUGAUUGGAGCGUUCUUUCAACUGUUGGAAUUUUGUCUACUGGGUACGAUCUUCACCGUUCAGAACGAAGAUAUGGUUCUAUCGAUCUACGAUGUCAAGUGGUACCUUUUACCGAAGGAGGAAAAACGCAUGUGGAAUUUUAUGCUUCACAAAAGCCAAAACGCAGUGAAUAUGACAAUCGGCGGCUUGGCGAUUCUCAAUGUCGAAACGUUUGUUGUGGUACGUCGGAUAACGGAGAAAAGAUUAAAAAGGACAAGAAACAAGGGCGAAGCUAUCAUCAUGAAGAUUUGUGUAACUUACGACAAAGAGUCGAUGACAUCCGGAAUUAUCAAUAAUCCCUACAUAACGCCAUUAUGGAGACGUCAAGUCGUUUGUUAA